AUGGACCCCAGCGCUUGCCGAGUCAUCUAUAUCGAUGAGCGGUUCAAUGGUGAACGAUGGAUCUCGAGGGACGGGUUGUCUCCCAGCACACCGCAAAGAAGCGGCUCGCAUGGAGAAUUCUCCGACCUCCCUCCCGACUUGCAGACCAAUGUCAACGCCUUUCUAAGCGUUUUCAACCAAGUUUACGUUUGUUCCUCCGGUCGAGCUUUCUCCACCAAGCUGUCCGAGCUUCAUGACCAGGUCAAGCUGGACUGUACCCCAAUCCUCGCCUGUUUUGACAUAGGCUCCGAGUCAAAAGUCGAAUUCCUGCGCUCAUCGCGUACAAAGUUCUCUCCAGUCUCUGACUCUCCACUACCGUCACCCAACCUGCUCAGUCGAGCCAUCACCUUUUCCUCCGAGUCUGACGAAUCCCACGGCCUGCAAUUACUAUCGAGAAUAGCUUCAGAUCUUCAGGUCGAGGAAGGUGUCAAGCUCAUUAUACCCGUUGCGAUCGUACAGCCCCGGAGAAAAGAUUCCCACGACCAGAUUCUUGACCAUCUUCGUCCGAGUAGCGUCACGAGAGCCCCACUAGGUCGCGAGGCCACGCCCGUUGAGAUCAGCGACCACUCAGAUAUUAUCGAUGCCCAGUUAAUGCUACAAUGCCUCGAUGCCGGUGCUCUCGAUGUUGUCAAGAGCCCGCUAGAUAAAGCGGGGAUCAUGGGUCUAACAGUGCAUGCAUAUCGUAUCUACAAAAGUGCCAAGAAGGAGCAGGCGGGCUUCAUGGCAAUGUCUCGCAGAGGUCGCAAACAAUCCUGGGUAGGCGUUGAGGAGGAAAAGCCUUAUGCGUAUCUCCGAGAAGCCAUGGUUAAGAAACUGCUCAAAGGCAUCUGCGAACCACAAAACAUCAUUGAAGAUUACCAGCAUCGCAACCUCUACAUUCAAGAGCAUCGAAAAGAUGUGGUCGCCAAAGCAAUUGGCCGCUGGGAUUUUUGUGGGCACGACUUCAACGAAGACGAACUGGUCUAUGCUGGCUAUUACAUUCUCAACCACGCCCUCAAGAUGGAUGCCGCAGAGCAUUGGCGAAUGCCUCAAGCGGACUUGCUUCAUUUUAUGCAAGGUUGCCGAGUUGCUUACAACUCCUUCGUGCUAUACCACAAUUUCAGGCACGCUGUUGACGUCCUUCAAUCCGUCUUUUAUUUCCUCGUGGCCAUAGGCGCACUCCCGCCAUAUCCCGAAGGCGCCCCAGCGCCCCCUUAUGCCAGUCAAAAGUCUCCGAUUGCGCGCCUUGUUGGUCCGUUCGAAGCUCUCAGCCUCUUGAUCUCUGCUAUCGGUCACGAUGUAGGCCAUCCAGGUGUCAAUAACAUGUUCUUGGUUAAAUUGAACGCCCCAUUGGCCCAGCUCUACAACGAUCAAUCAGUACUCGAGGCAUUCCAUUGUGCCGCCUAUUCACAGAUUUUGAGACGACACUGGCCCGCCGCUUUUCAACACAAGGUCCUCCGUAAACUCAUGAUCGAUACCAUCUUGGCCACCGAUAUGGGUGUUCAUGCUGAUUACAUGGGCAAGCUGGGUAAUCUACAGGAGAAGAUACAUUCAAGUGGUUCCACUGACGGCUGGGCACCUAAAGAUCUUGAAUGGGCCAGGACGUUGACAUGUGGCUUGCUGAUAAAAUGUGCCGAUAUUAGCAACGUUGCACGACCAUGGGCAGUGGCCGAACAGUGGACACACUUACUGCAGGAGGAAUUCGCACAUCAAGGGCAGAUGGAAUCAGCUGUUGGUAUGGAGACAACAUUAUUUGGUGGUCCACCGGAAAUUGGGAACAUGCUCAAGUUGGCGAAUGGCCAGAUUGGGUUUAUGACAAUUUUUGCCCAUCCACUCUUUGCAAAUGUGGCCGACAUCAUUCCAGCCAUGCGCUUUGCUGCGGAUGAGAUCUUGACCAACAAAGGGGUCUGGUUCACCAGGGCAGAGCAUGAGAAAAGAAAACAGGUCUUGCACAAGCAGGGUGGGGGCUUAAGCGACAGUGGUGCUGUUAGUCCCAGAACCCAGAGUCCCGCAGGUCGCAAGUCGACACCCGAUCAUACCAUCUUCCCUUCAUCCCCUUUGCGAGAGCGUGCAAACACCCCAGAGAAUGGAAGGAGUCUAGAUCAAGUUGAAUCCAGCAGAGGUCGUGAGACUGGAACACGCACACCUCCAGAUAAAUCUAGGGGUUCAUCAUUAGCAGCAGCUGCCGCUAUCCCGGUGUCAGGAGAUACCACCAUGUCCGCCAGUGGCAGAUCACCUUCAGCAAAGGCCAAUCCAAAUACAGAAAGCCGAAGAAAAUCGGGUCUCGUUAACGGCGAGCAUAUUUCGAAACUAUCUUCGUUUGAUGGAGCUGAAUCUUCAAGCACGCCAAAGGUGACGACCACAAAACUGGACAUGUCAGAUGAGUCUGAACAAAGUCUCAAUGAUACCAGGAGGGACAAUACAGUCUCUAUGCGAGCUGGCACAGAGACAUUGCCCGAAUCUGUAUUGCAGGAUGAAAAGAGCAGAGAAGAUUCAGCACAGGCACUGUCCAAAUUCAAUUUUGCGACGUCAGAGGAGGAUGAGCCAAUACGAACUUUUGAUCCACAACAAGUUUAUGAUGCGCCACACGCCGAUACGAGAGCCAGCGCUCCGACAGGUAAUACGGAGCACCAGAACCCUAAAUUAGUUGGUGCUGAUGAUGCGAGGCAGGCUCAGAGUCAAGUGAAUGAAGCAGUGACCAAUGUGGCGCAGAGAGGUGGAGGCACAAACGACGCUCUAACACCCAUCCAGAGCACCGAAGCUUCAAGUUAUGCUUCAGAAAGGAGUGAGGAAUAUUCACGAAUCAAAAGCAGCUUUCAGGCAAUGCGGAAUCGUGCUGCGAGUGCACCAUUGUCGCCUGGGAGCCCAAUCAUGAGGCCUAGUUUCAGUCUAGGUAGCAACAGCGCCACCAGUCGCGAGAGCAGCAAACUCGAUGUUCAUGCCACAAUACUCAGUAAUGGCGAAGUUGACGAGGCUGCUAGCCGGGAUCGAAAAGCAAGCACCCGAUCUGUUGGUCGGCGGCGGAGCAAGCUAAAAUUGGGACUUGCCUUUUGGAAGCGAAACAAAAGCGAAAAGAGUGUGGGAGUUGAUGAUCGACCGGACAGCCAAGGAAGUGGCGGACGAUGA
This is a messenger RNA of Exophiala bonariae, 3144 nucleotides long. RefSeq lists its product as uncharacterized. Bases 1 to 3144 code for a protein of 1047 amino acids. Lineage: Eukaryota; Fungi; Ascomycota; Eurotiomycetes; Chaetothyriales; Herpotrichiellaceae. Gene Ontology annotation, molecular function: 3',5'-cyclic-AMP phosphodiesterase activity; 3',5'-cyclic-GMP phosphodiesterase activity. The transcript is spliced from 4 exons. The record is from RefSeq and is a predicted model, not a curated record. Gene Ontology annotation, biological process: cGMP catabolic process.